This is a messenger RNA of Leptinotarsa decemlineata (Colorado potato beetle), 346 nucleotides long. RefSeq names its product ribonuclease H-like. NCBI's taxonomy places the organism in Eukaryota, Metazoa, Arthropoda, Insecta, Coleoptera, Chrysomelidae. The record is from RefSeq and is a predicted model, not a curated record.
AUGGACGACAAGAAAUAUUCAGGAGAGGAGUUGGACACCGAUGAGCCUAAUGCAGAAACGGCAGCAAUACGUCACUGCGCAGAAGAGUUACUAAGGCAAGAGUUUGAGAAAAAUACUAUUGCAAUAUACUCUGAUAGCCAAGCAGCUAUAAAAGCAAUUAGCUCCAUGCAGGUCAAUUCUAAUUUGGUCUGGAACAGCCUAGAAAAACUACAAGAACUAGGUAGUCAAAACAGACUUUCAUUAGCCUGGGUACCAGGGCACACAGGAUACAAGGGCAACGAAGAGGCUGAUUCACUAGCACGAGAAGGAGCACGAUGCUCCCCCAUUGGCCCAGAACCCUUUUGUG